Achroia grisella is the source of this 4039-nucleotide messenger RNA. It is a transcript of the gene ATP8B, whose product is annotated as phospholipid-transporting ATPase ID. The transcript has 23 exons. The coding region runs from base 179 to 4039 and encodes 1286 amino acids. Gene Ontology annotation, molecular function: ATP hydrolysis activity; ATPase-coupled intramembrane lipid carrier activity; magnesium ion binding. Gene Ontology annotation, biological process: Golgi organization; phospholipid translocation. NCBI's taxonomy places the organism in Eukaryota, Metazoa, Arthropoda, Insecta, Lepidoptera, Pyralidae. The record is from RefSeq and is a predicted model, not a curated record. Gene Ontology annotation, cellular component: plasma membrane.
UAGUGUGCGCAGUACACGAGUCUCGACCCCGCACCGGGUCGGAGCGCGCGUGCGGGUCGCGACUCGCGGGGCGCGCUCGCGUAGCGCCGUAGCGUGCAUUAGGAGCGGGGUCGGAGUCCCAGCCUGCGGAGUGGCCGCGCGGAGCGGCGUGCGACAUGGGGCGGCGGUAGCGGCGCGGAUGUGCGCGCGCUCAGAGGCCGUGGAGCUGGAGGUUUUGGGCGCGGAGGGCGGCGAGGCUCGCGUGCCGCCUCGCCCGCUGCGCCUCUCCCUCCUUGAGCUUCUAGGCAAACUGGUGCGACGCGAACAACCCGCUCAGCCGCACCGCCGCACCAGGCAUAACCACCGCUUCCGCACCUUCGUCUCGUGCGAGAAUGAAAGGAGAAUUAAAGCGAAUGACAGGGAGUACAACGCGCAGUUCCGCUAUGCAAACAACUACAUCAAAACAUCUAAGUACUCAAUUAUAACAUUCCUGCCGCUGAACUUGCUCGAGCAGUUCCAGCGGCUAGCGAACUUCUACUUCCUGUGCUUGCUGGUGCUACAGCUGAUACCAGCCAUCUCAUCAUUGACGCCCAUCACCACUGCCAUACCACUGAUCGGUGUGCUCGCACUUACAGCCGUAAAGGACGCCUAUGACGAUUUCCAACGUCAUCAAAACGAUUCUCAAGUUAACCAUCGUCGGGCGAAGACGCUCCGCAAUGGCAAGUUGGUGGAGGAAAAAUGGGCGUCUGUUCAAGUGGGAGACGUCAUCCGGAUGGAGAACGACCAGUUCGUAGCCGCAGAUAUCCUACUCCUCAGCAGCUCGGAGCCCAACGGCCUCUGUUACAUAGAGACCGCCGAGUUAGAUGGGGAAACAAAUUUAAAAUGUCGUCAGUGCCUUGUGGAGACAGCUGAGAUGGGUCAGGACGACGCACAACUGGGCGCCUUCGACGGGGUCAUUAUAUGCGAAACGCCCAACAAUCUACUUAAUAAGUUUGAAGGUACACUGAGUUGGCGCGACAAACAUCAUUCGUUGGACAACGAUAAGAUUCUGUUGCGCGGCUGCGUGCUGCGCAACACCACCUGGUGCUAUGGCGUCGUCGUGUUCGCCGGUAAAGACACCAAGCUUAUGCAGAACUCCGGCAAGACCAAGUUUAAGCGCACCAGUAUAGAUAGGCUACUUAAUUUUCUUAUUAUAGGGAUAGUAUUCUUUCUGCUGUCGAUGUGCGUGUUCUGCACGGUGGCGUGCGGCGUGUGGGAGUGGCUGGUGGGGCGGUACUUCCAGGCGUACCUGCCGUGGGACACGCUGGUGCCGGCCGAGCCCGCCUCGGGCGCCGUCGUCAUCGCCUUCCUCGUGCUAUUCUCGUACGCGAUCGUCAUGAACACUGUCGUGCCUAUAUCACUCUACGUGUCCGUUGAGGUAAUAAGAUUUGCACAGAGUUUCCUAAUAAAUUGGGAUGAGAAGAUGUAUUAUGAAAAGACAGGCACGGCGGCCAAGGCGCGAACGACGACGCUGAAUGAGGAACUUGGUCAAAUUCAGUACAUAUUCUCAGAUAAAACUGGCACUCUGACACAGAACAUUAUGACCUUCAAUAAAUGUUCUAUAGCGGGCGUAUGCUACGGUGAUGUUAUCGACGAAACAACUGGAGAGACCAUAGAGCUCAACGAGAAUUCGGAACCGUUGGACUUCUCGUUCAACCCAGAGUACGAGCCGGAAUUCAAGUUCUUCGACUCGACGUUACUCGAAGCGGUGAAACGCGGGGACCAGGAUGUGCACGAGUUUUUUAGACUGCUCGCUCUCUGUCACACUGUUAUGCCUGAGCAGAAGAACGGGCGGCUAGAGUACCAGGCGCAAUCGCCCGAUGAGGCGGCACUGGUAUCGGCAGCCAGGAAUUUUGGUUUUGUGUUCAGAGAACGCUCGCCUAAUAGUAUUACAAUAGAAGUAAUGGGUAAUACAGAGGAGUAUGAUUUGUUAUGUAUAUUAGAUUUUAAUAAUGUUAGGAAAAGAAUGUCCGUGAUAUUAAGGAAGGAUGGAGAAAUUAGGUUAUAUACAAAAGGUGCUGAUAAUGUAAUAUAUGACAGAUUAAAAGCAAAUCAAGGAGAUGUGAAGUCAAAAACGCAGGAGCAUUUAAAUAAGUUCGCCGGCGAGGGCCUGCGCACGCUGGCGCUGGCGUGGCGUCCGCUGGAGGAGCGCGGGUUCGCGGAGUGGAAGCGCCGCCACCAGGCCGCCGCCCUCGCCCUCCACGACCGCGACGAGCAGCUCGACGCCAUCUACGAGGAGAUCGAGACGGACCUCCUCCUCAUGGGUGUAACCGCAAUAGAAGAUAAAUUACAAGAUGGAGUACCAGAAACGAUAGCGAAUCUCAGUAUGGCGGGCAUUAAAAUAUGGGUUUUAACUGGUGAUAAACAAGAGACUGCUAUAAAUAUCGGGUAUUCGUGUCAACUGCUGACCGACGACAUGGCGGAGGUGUUCGUAAUCGACGGCGUCUCCCACGACGACGUCGAGCGGCAACUCGGCAAAUGUCUCGAAUCUAUACGAGUCGUUAACACAUUCCUCCCUCAUGCGGGCCCGUCGGGCGUGAAGGGCGCGGGCGAGGCCGCCAACGGAGCCCGGCCCUCCCCGGGCCGCGCCGCCAACGUCAAGCUCAACGCACCCGCCGUCUCCGUCGUCACAUUUAGGUGGGAACAUAACACAAUACCACACCACAGCAACGAGUACAUGUCGGGCGGGCCGCAGUCGGCCGACUCACACGAGCCGACCAACGACGACUCCAAUGGGUUCGCGAUCGUCGUCAACGGUCACUCGCUUGUACACUGCCUGCAUCCCAAGCUAGAGGAUAGGUUUCUAGACGUGGUGUUACAGUGUCGUUCAGUAAUAUGCUGUCGAGUGACACCGUUGCAGAAAGCAAUGGUAGUAGAACUCAUCAAAAAGAGUAGGAAAGCUGUCACAUUAGCAAUCGGAGAUGGCGCCAAUGAUGUUUCUAUGAUUAAAGCGGCGCACAUAGGAGUCGGUAUAUCUGGCCAGGAGGGCAUGCAGGCGGUCCUCGCCUCAGAUUACUCAAUAGCGCAGUUCAGGUUCCUACAGCGGCUAUUAUUGGUCCACGGCCGCUGGUCCUACUACAGAAUGUGCAAGUUCCUUAGAUACUUCUUCUAUAAGAACUUCGCAUUCACCGUGUGCCACUUUUGGUUCGCCUUCUUCUGUGGAUUUAGUGCACAGACGGUGUUCGACGAGAUGUUCAUCUCGGUGUACAACCUGUUCUACACGUCGCUACCGGUACUGGCGCUGGGCGUGUUCGAGCAGGACGUGUCCGACGCCACCUCGCUGCAGUUCCCCAAGUUGUACGCGCCCGGACACACCAGCCAGCUGUUCAACAAAACGGAGUUCAUCAAGUCCACGUUGCACGGCUGCUUUACCUCGCUCGUACUCUUCCUCAUACCCUACGGUACUUAUAAGGAUGGAUUAGCACCUGACGGAAAGAUAUUAUCGGAUCAUAUGUUAUUAGGAAGUGUAGUUGCAACAAUAUUAAUUAUAGACAAUACUACUCAAAUCGCAUUAGAUACAACAUAUUGGACAGUGUUUAAUCACAUCACAAUAUGGGGUUCGUUGGUGUCUUAUUUCGUGUUGGAUUACUUCUACAACUACGCGAUUGGUGGCCCCUACGUCGGCUCACUCACGGUCGCACUCACACAACCCACCUUCUGGUUCACUGCCGUACUUACUAUGAUAAUCCUGAUGGUGCCGGUGGUGUCGUGGCGGCUGGCGUGGUCGUGGGCGCGGCCGACGCUGGCGGAGCGGCUGCGCGCGCGGCAGCGGUGGCGCGCCCCCGCCGCCGCGCCCCGCACCCCCUCCGCGCGCCGCGCGCGGCGCUCCGUGCGCUCCGGGUACGCCUUCGCGCACCAGGAGGGCUUCGGCCGCCUCAUCACCUCCGGCAAGAUCAUGCGCCGCCUGCCGCACGCCGCGCUCGCCUCGCUGCCCGGCAAGUUCCACGCGCGCCCGCCCACGCCGCCGCCGCCGCACGAGCCGCGCGCGCCCACGCAGAACCUCGACACGGUCGACUUAUGA